This is a messenger RNA of Oikopleura dioica, 1137 nucleotides long. Lineage: Eukaryota; Metazoa; Chordata; Appendicularia; Copelata; Oikopleuridae. The record is from the annotation of a GenBank genome assembly.
AUGUCGUCGAACGAACAACAGACCUCAAUCAAAGAUGACUACAACCCUGAAUCCGAUUAUGAUUCAGCAGAUUCGGCAGACGACGAAGAAAUGGACCGAGACGAAUUGACGAAAGAAGAAAUCGAAGAUGAGAAGAACGAUCUUCUCAACGAGGCCGACAUUCCCCUUGAAGAGCUUAUGAGAAUGUAUCAAAUGCCACAGGGGGAUGACGAGCAAGAAAAUAAAGAAGAGGUGAAAGACGAUGCCGGUGAAUCAUCAGAGGCGGGAUUGAACCGCUCUGCGCUGACUACUAUCAUGAAUACGUCAUCUCUGGAUGACGGGACCGACGAGGAAGACGCAGACUACCAGCCACGUAUUAAAAUGAACAGUAACAAGCACAUUUACAAAGAGCCCAGGAUUGGAGAGCAGUACCAAGUCAGCCCGGCAAAUAUUCCAGAGGUGCUUAAAGCUGACGAUAGCGCGAAAGAAGAAACUUUAACUUUGGAGACGACCCUCUGGAAGCCCAGUGAAGAGGAUCCUCUCACUUUCUAUAGAACGCUUCAAAAUUCCAAGAAGCGAAAGCGAAAAGAGCCCUCAACCGAGCGCUUAUCGGCCAAUCAUGAGCGCCCGCCACCAAGCCCGUUUUCCGACAACGAAGAAGCGCUUUUCGACUUUUUCUGUACGAACUACAAGAUUCCGCUGGCCGUCAAACGAGUCCAGCAUCGCCAGAGCCAACGGAACCCGCGACAUCAGAAAUGGACGGCCGAAGAAAAAGCUGCUUUCGAAGUAGGAGUUGCAACGAAAGGCAAAAACUUCUUCAAGAUCCGCGAAGAGUACCUUCCAAAGAAGGACGUGAAAGACCUUGUCCUUCAUUACUACUUCUGGAAGAAAAGCGCUAACUACGACACCUUCUCUGCCAAAACGAGAUCGAAGCGCAACGGAAACUCCACCAACUACAUGGAGAAGCUCAUCGAAGAGCUAGAAACCAAACGACCCAGACGAAACGGCCCAAGAGCGCCUGAAGAGCCAUCAUCAAACACUAACGGUCACGCAAAGACUGAAACAAACGCUGCGCAAAGUGAAUCCACCGCUCCAACUUCCAACAAGGUGAUGACUCUCCAGCUGAACGGUGACACUUGGAGCGUCAGCGAAGAUUAG